UCAGAAGCUUCAAAAUUGCCGCCAAAUUAAUGGCUCUCUAAAACCCCACCAAAACCUCUCUCUUCUGCGCUCGUUUAAACCCUCAGAUAGUUGUAAUAAAAGCUUAAACCUUUUAUCUAAUUUCCACUCUUUUUAUGUCAUUUUUUCUACCUCCAAGUUUCAAAUUUUCCCUAGAAACAAACAGUUUCUUUUUUCUUUUUUCUUUUUUCUUUUUUUUUUCAAUUUUUAUUUAUUUAUUUAUGUAUUCUGCCCCUUAAAAAAACCCUAGACCCCAAAAUUUCCAUGCUCUACCACCUCCUUCGAUGGAACAAUCGCCUUCAUUUCACACAAAAAUCUCGAACCCUAGCUCCCCUCACUUCCCUCAUCUUCACUAAGCCCUCUGUCUCCGCCGCUAAGCUCGAUGACGAGCCCUUGGUCCAAAACCCUAGAGACACCGUUUCUGAAAUCCUUGCCGGUUUGAAGAGCUUGGGUUUGAGAAGGUUUGUCUGUGGGCAAUAUUUCAAAACCCUUGUACCUACGUUGAAUCAACCUCAGGUGGAUUUGAUUGUCGAUAGCUUGAGAAUUGAGAACCCAGAUUCUGCUUUGGAUUUCUUCGAUUUAUUGAAGAAUGUGUACGGGUUUCGUCAUUCCAGGGUUUCGAGAUUCGUCGUUUCUCAUGUUUUAGCUUCGAAAAGGCGGUUCAAUGGCUUGCGCUUCGUCAUAAAGCAAAUGGUGGAUGAGGAAGGCUCUGGUUCUGCUCAUUCACUCUGUGAGCUGCUCCUGAAUAGAUUUCUGGGCUGGGAUGCGAAUAAUGUUGUAUGGGAUGUGCUGGCAUUUGGGUAUUCAAAAUCUGAGAUGGUUCGUGAUGCCCUUUUUGUUCUUGCUAAGAUGAAAGAUCUGAACCUGGAUAUCUCAAUAUCAACCUAUAACUGUCUGUUGUACAACUUGAGGCACACAGAUUUCAUGUGGGAUGUAUAUGAUCAAAUAAAAGUCAGUGGAACUCCUCAGAAUGAAUACACCAGUUCCAUACUUAUAGAUGGCUUAUGCAAGCAAUCCAGGUUAAAAGAUGCCAUUUUGUUUCUGAGGAAUACGGCACAGAAGGAGCCUGGACCUUCUGUUGUUUCAUUCAAUACCAUCAUGUCAAGUUGCUGUAAAAUUGGUUUUGUGGAUGUUGCAAAGUCUUACUUCUGUAUGAUGUUCAAGAAUGGAAUUGUUCCUGAUUCAUACAGUUACAAUAUUCUUAUUCAUGGGCUCUGUAUAGCAGGUUCAAUGAAGGAAGCAUUGGAGUUCACAAAUGACAUGGAGAAGCAUGGGCUAGAGCCCAACAUAGUAACCUACAACAUUCUUACUAAAGGGUUUUAUUUACUUGGUCUGAUGGAUGGGGCUCGGAUGGUCAUUCAGAAAAUGUUGCUUAAAGGAAUGAAUCCAGAUCAUGCUACUUAUACAAUUCUGAUAUGUGGUCAUUGUUACGAAGGCAAUAUCAAGGAAGCCCUUAAGUUGCGGAAUGAGAUGCUUUCACGGGGUAUCCAUUUGAGUGUUAUUUUAUACAGUAUAUUGCUUAGCAGUUUGUGUAAAAGCAGUCAGGUUGAAGAAGCAUUGAGAUUGCUUUAUGAAAUGGAAAUAUUUGGCUUGAAACCUGAUUUUAUAACGUAUUCUAUCGUAAUUCAUGGCCUCUGCAAGCAAGGAGAUGUCCAAAGGGCUAGUCAACUGUACCAGGAAAUGUGCUUGAAACUAAUCUUUCCCAAUAAUUUUGCACCUCGUGCUGUUUUGUUGGGUCUAUGUGAGAAGGGGAUUAUACUUGAAGCAAGAGAGUAUUUCGAUACUCUAACAAGAAGGAACCUGAUGGAUGAUAUUGUCUUGUAUAAUAUUAUGAUUGAUGGAUAUGUGAAACAUGGUGAUACUGCUGAGGCUGUACAUUUAUACAAACAUUUAAUUGAAAAAGGUAUUACUCCAAGUAUAGUCACUAUCAAUACUCUUAUUUAUGGAUUCUGCAAAACUGGCAAACUAGCUGAGGCUCAGAACCUCUUCCUCACAAUCAAACCACUUGGACUGGUGCCAAGUGUGGUAACUUAUACUAUUAUGAUCAAUGCCUACUGUGAAGAGGGAAACAUGCAAGGCAUGCUUGAUCUCUUUCAUGAGAUGGAAGCAAAGGGUGUGGCACCGACUCAUGUAACUUAUACUGUAGUUAUUAAAGGACUCUGCAAACAGAGGAAGCUUAAAGAAGCUUUUCAGUUGAUUGAGGAUAUGUAUGCUAAGGGUCUAAUUCCAGAUCAGAUCAUAUAUAACAUCAUCAUUAAGUAUUUCUGUGAAGUUCAGGAUUUUGGCAAAGCUUUUCAGUUACAUAAAGAGAUGUUGCAUAAUCUCGAGCCAAUUCCUUCUACAUAUAACGUUCUCAUCAAUGGUCUUUGUGUAUAUGGUAAACUUAAGGAUGCUGAUGAUCUAAUGGUUUAUCUUGAAAACCACAAUGUCAGAUUGACAAAAGUUGCUUAUACUACACUAAUAAAAGCACAUUGUGCAAAGGGUGAGGUAUUUAGGGCGGUGGAACUCUUCCAUCGAAUGGUGGAGAAAGGAUUUGAAAUCUCAAUAAGAGAUUAUAGUGCGGUAAUUAAUAGAUUGUGCAGAAGGAGUCUGCUAAGAGAAACAAGACAAUUUUUGCACAUGAUGUUAUCCAAAGGCAUUUCCCCGGAUCAAGAACUUUGUGAGGUGAUGCUUAAGGCUUUCCAUCAAGAUGGUGAUCUCAAUUCAGUAUUGGAGCUUGUUGCCAAGAUGAUCAAAUCUGGAUUUUUUCUUGAUUAAUCCAUGAGAAAAUGAUGUUAUUUGGGCUUCUCCCUGUUAAAAGAGCUGCAAGUCCUAUAGGAGUUCCAUAGAUGAGGCCCUCUUCAAAGUUCAAGUUUAUGCUUGAAGUGUAGAGUUCUUUACCACCUACGGAUAGCUUUUUCUGGGGUUGAUGUACAGGUGAUGAUAUAAAGUAUAGACAAUCAAUAUCCUCUGAAGUGGUUUACUGCUGCUGAAGCUGCCUGCAGAAUAAUGUUCACCUUCACUCCUUGUAUACAAGCACCAGAGUUAAUUUAAGACACUGUUUUAUCUGGGUUUCUGGAACAUGGUAUUUUGGAAAUACAUAUGGUUCUGCCCAUAUAUAGCAAGUCUCUAAAACCAAACUUGUGAUACCCACAUAAACACGUUUUUUCAUUACCUGCAUUCUGCUAUUCUUCACAAAAUUGAGGUGGUGCUUGCUCAAUGACGCAACUUUUGUAGUGACUGAAUAACUAACUCUUGGCAAGAUGGAACAUCACAUCUGCUAUGGGUUGACUGACUGCAGAAAUUCAUGUAUAAUGGUAGCAAAUAAUGGAAUUGCUCUAUGCAAUCCGUACAAGGGUGUGUGGUCAGGGGAUUAUGCUUCAGGGAAUCUAUAACCCAAGGUGAAGCAGCUUAUGAAUUUGUUGCAAACAAAAUAUAUGUUUGUGUGGCUGUCUAGAGAACGUCCUCAACUUUGCAUUUAAUAAGAGUUACCUUAAAAUAAAUGAUAGCUGACAGAAAUUUCUAAUUAUAUGAUGUCUCUUGCUAAUUACAAUCACUAUAAGACUAUAAGACUAAGAUAUGUCCAUGAAUACUCGAGGAAGCUUAAUUUCGCUCAUAGAAGGCUGCUGAAGAUAAGAUUUUGCUUGAUAGCCUUUAGAAAAUGCAUUUUGAGUGAGUUUCAGAGGAUUUAAGUUCAAAAUGGAGUGCUUCAUGCUUGGCGUUUCACACAUGCCCUUUGCAUGACAGGCUUUUGACUUGGUUCGAUGUGUUUUUCUUCUGGAAUCAAAGGCACUUUGAUGGGGCUUAGGUAACAAGAAAACGUUGGUGAACAGUCACCAUUUAUGGGGGUAAAAUUUCCGGAGUAUUGUUGUAUCCAUGAUUGGAUGUUGUUUCUUCAGCUUUUUUCGCUUCUUAAUUUGGUUGUGGUUCAUUUGUUGAUGCUCAUACAAUCUAUAAAAUAUGAGAACCAACAAAUUUUAAGAUAUAA
This is a messenger RNA of Ziziphus jujuba (common jujube), 3985 nucleotides long. Its product is annotated as putative pentatricopeptide repeat-containing protein At1g13630. The coding region runs from base 283 to 2775 and encodes 830 amino acids. Gene Ontology annotation, molecular function: protein binding. The transcript has 6 exons. Lineage: Eukaryota; Viridiplantae; Streptophyta; Magnoliopsida; Rosales; Rhamnaceae. The record is from RefSeq and is a predicted model, not a curated record.